Molecule: messenger RNA, 1886 nt
Organism: Hippocampus zosterae (dwarf seahorse)
Lineage: Eukaryota; Metazoa; Chordata; Actinopteri; Syngnathiformes; Syngnathidae
Product: glutaryl-CoA dehydrogenase, mitochondrial-like
Exons: 12
Coding region: 189-1499 (436 amino acids)
Biological process (GO): fatty acid beta-oxidation using acyl-CoA dehydrogenase; fatty-acyl-CoA biosynthetic process
Cellular component (GO): mitochondrial inner membrane
Molecular function (GO): fatty-acyl-CoA binding; glutaryl-CoA dehydrogenase activity; flavin adenine dinucleotide binding
Source: RefSeq, a predicted model, not a curated record
AUUCUUAAACCCAACACCAAAGCAGCGAGCUCAUUUUAUGAAAAAAAAGACUUGUAAACAAGUUUAGCCUCGACAAUAUGUGACGUCUGUGCGUGAUGACGUCACUCGUCGCGCUGUCAAACCAAGACCGAAAAGUGGAUUAAGGACAAACGAUUUUCUUCUAAAGACAGAUUUUGAAUCACUAUAUCAUGGCACUAAGGAACGCGUGUCGCCUCUUGGCUCAACCUCAGCGAUGUGCCCUCCUUUCUUUCGCUCGAGCUCAAGGGACUGCAGUACCUGUUAGGAGGGAGAAGAUUGAAAAGACCAAAGCAACUAAAGUCCAGUUCAACUGGCGCGAUGCUCUGGACCUGGAGGGGCUGCUGACGGAGGAGGAGGUCAUGAUCAGAGACUCUUUUAGAACCUACUGCCAAGACAAACUGAUGCCACGCAUCAUUUUAGCAAACAGAAAUGAAGUGUUCCACAGAGAAAUAGUGUCCGAGAUGGGGGAGAUGGGCGUCCUUGGUCCAACCAUCAAAGGUUACGGCUGUGCGGGGACAAGCUACGUGGCCUACGGUCUGAUCGCCCGAGAAGUCGAAAGCGUGGACAGCGGCUACCGUUCGGUCAUGAGCGUGCAGUCGUCGCUGGUCAUGCAUCCCAUCAAUGCGUAUGGCACCGAGGAGCAGAAGCAGAAGUAUCUGCCCAAGCUGGCUCGUGGAGAGAUCCUAGGUUGCUUUGGCCUGACGGAGCCAAACCAUGGCAGCGACCCGAGCAGCAUGGAGACCAGAGCGAAGUACAACCCGUCCAGCCGCACCUACUCCCUCACUGGCUCCAAGACGUGGAUCACCAACUCCCCGGUGGCGGACAUCGCGGUGGUGUGGGCAAAAUGCGAUGACGGGAAGAUUCGCGGCUUCAUCCUGGAGCGAGGCAUGAAAGGCUUCUCCACUCCCAAGAUCGAGGGCAAGUUCUCCCUGAGAGCGUCCGCCACUGGCAUGAUCGUCAUGGAUGAGGUGGAGGUUCCGGAGGAGAACCUGCUUCCCAACGCGUCUGGCCUCGGGGGUCCAUUUGGCUGCUUGAACAACGCUCGUUACGGCAUUGCGUGGGGGGCCCUGGGGGCCGCAGAGUUCUGUUUCCACGCAGCUCGUCAGUACACGCUUGACAGGAUCCAGUUUGGCGUGCCGCUCGCACGCAAUCAGCUCAUGCAGAAAAAGAUGGCCGACAUGUUGACGGAGAUCACCAUCGGCCUGCAGUCCUGUCUGCAGUUGGGAAGACUCAUCGAUGAGAAAAAGGCUGCCCCCGAGAUGAUCUCCAUGCUGAAGAGGAACAGCUGCGGCAAAGCCCUGGACAUUGCCCGACAGGCCAGAGACAUGCUGGGAGGAAACGGCAUCGCAGACGAGUACCACGUCAUCCGCCACGUCAUGAACCUGGAAGCCGUCAACACAUAUGAAGGUACGCAUGAUAUCCACGCGUUGAUCUUGGGCCGAGCCAUCACCGGGCUGCAGUCCUUCACCGUGGACAAAUAAGACGCCAAUUCCGAUUGCCGCCAAAUGGGAGUCUGCUUACUGUACGCAUCACUUCUGUAAUAUGACUGUGUGGACGACGGAGAUAUUUUUGAAAUUUGAGUGACCGCUUGUUUUCCUCUGAUUUUUGUUUGCACAAAAUGACCGCACCAGGAGGCUUUCAUGUCGACAUCAGAUUUGCUUUACGUUACUGAUCGGAGACGCGGUAAUUGAGCUCUCCAAUUAGCAACUUCUGAAGUAGAACCGUGAUCAAUGGUUCUCCAAGACAUGAUUGAUGAUGAUGAUGCAGCAUUUCACUGGUUCCCCCCCCCCCGAGAUGAUCGUGACUGUACGGUUUGCUCAAGGUCAAGUUUGCCGCAGCGAUUUUCAAUAAAAAAGUAUUUUGUGGUU